This is a messenger RNA of Cuscuta campestris, 312 nucleotides long. NCBI's taxonomy places the organism in Eukaryota, Viridiplantae, Streptophyta, Magnoliopsida, Solanales, Convolvulaceae. The record is from the annotation of a GenBank genome assembly.
UACAUGAUGGCUCAUUGAAUAACCGCUUUGGGUAAUCCUUGUGAUUUUCAUUCUAAAUGCCCUGCUCCGCUAGUUUGACAUCCAAUCAUCAUUUCCACUCGUUUAACCAACAAGUAUGAGCUUAGAUUCAUCUAGGUCCGCCAAUUCUGCCUCCGAAUCUAAACGGAGCAUCAAUUCAAAUCCUACAAGCAGUAAUACCAGUAGUAAAAGGAAGAAGACGACCCAGAAAACCCUAGGCAUGGCUUGGGGUGCCAAUUCUCGCUCUUCUUCACGGGCUACAUCUAGCCGCUCUCCUUUCUCCGAUUUCGGCAG